UCACUGUGGUCGCUUGCCUCCUACUGAGACCACGACUGGAUGACCGGGGGGGUUCUCGACCUGCAGGGGAUAGCUGCUACCCUGGGUGGAUCUUCAUUUUGAUCUGCACUCUAAUUGACCCAAAUAAAGAGCGCUAACAGAGCCCGCGGGCCUGGAAGGGACGGGCCUGUACAGUAGCAAGUCAAAGGCGCAGUGAGACGGCAAUUUGCUUUUCCUUGGAAAAUCCCAUUUGCUAUUGUGCUCGUCCAAUCACUGGAUGGCCUCCAGUGCUCGUUAAGCGUGACUGGACGUUCACUGUACUACUGCUGUCGUCUCUGCCUGCACCCCAGUGACUCGGUUUUUUUUUCUUUCCCAGGCAGCACAGAGCAAAGCAGCGAUGCUCCAUGCUUGGAUUUUUGCAAGCUUUAACGCGUGAUUUUGACAAGAAAUCCACAAAAUAUGCAGAAAAAGCUGACGGAUAACAGGACUCUCCCAACAUCAUCGAAGGCGUCGUCUUUUUUCAUAGAGAAUCUACUCGCAUCGGGGCCAUAUGGCCGGGAUUUUAUGUCCGAAAACAGUCGAGGGAUUGCGGCUGUGCGCGCAGACUCCACCAGCCUGGUCUCGGAAACACAGCCCGGUAGCUCCGGUUCAGCUUCGUCCCCACGUAGAGAGCCGCUGGUGGGCUGGUACACCCGCAACACUGCUGCGACUCCCGGAGCUUUGGCUGCACCAGGCAGUCCAAAUGACAACACAAGAUCUGAGGACAACUGCUGCUCCGGAUCCAGCAGCGACAGAAGUUCCCCUGCCGUAUCAGAGCCCAUAACAGACGACAGCGACGAAACCGAAAGGAAAAUGAUUGACAGCAACCUGUUAGACGACACGGACGAGGCUCCGAGUGGCUUCGACGCGCGCUCUGACGCAUCCUCGGAGCCGAACCCGACACGGAAGAAGAAGACUCGGACUGUGUUCAGCCGCAGUCAGGUGUUUCAAUUGGAGUCCACCUUCGACGUGAAACGCUACCUGAGCAGCUCGGAGAGGGCGGGGCUGGCCGCGUCCCUUCACCUGACAGAGACCCAGGUCAAGAUCUGGUUCCAGAACCGCAGGAACAAAUGGAAACGACAGCUGGCGGCGGACCUUGAGGCUGUGCAUAUUCCAAACCAGCGAGUUGUCAGGGUCCCGGUUCUGUAUCACGACGGAACCGGAACCAGUACUGCAUUGGCUUUUAACUUGAACGGACAUGAGAUGUUCUCCAACUCCAUCUCGUACCCUCUGUCCUCCUUGGCGCACUCCAUGAGCAUACUGAGAUCGCAGAUGAGCGGCCUGGUGUAAACACACAACUAGUUUCAAUCUGGUUUUAUGUACAGUGCAGUAAUACACAAGUGUGGAUGGCAUCCAAAGAAAUAAUGAGUCAUUUUUUUUGCAGUGUUUGUAUAUAUACUUACAGUAUUAUACUUACAGUGUAUAUAUACUUACAGUAUUAUACUUACAGUGUAUAUAUACUUACAGUAACGAGUGUUUGCUAUUGUCAGCACAUAUAGUUUUAUUAGUACACGCUCUCUGUGUACUAUUUGAACACAUCUAUUUUUGUCUCCAAACUUUUAUAUAAA
This is a messenger RNA of Doryrhamphus excisus (bluestripe pipefish), 1586 nucleotides long. It is a transcript of the gene hmx1, whose product is annotated as H6 family homeobox 1. Gene Ontology annotation, cellular component: nucleus. Gene Ontology annotation, biological process: regulation of transcription by RNA polymerase II; negative regulation of DNA-templated transcription. NCBI's taxonomy places the organism in Eukaryota, Metazoa, Chordata, Actinopteri, Syngnathiformes, Syngnathidae. The record is from RefSeq and is a predicted model, not a curated record. Gene Ontology annotation, molecular function: DNA-binding transcription factor activity, RNA polymerase II-specific; RNA polymerase II transcription regulatory region sequence-specific DNA binding.